Branchiostoma belcheri (Belcher's lancelet) is the source of this 3522-nucleotide messenger RNA. RefSeq lists its product as uncharacterized. The record is from RefSeq and is a predicted model, not a curated record. Lineage: Eukaryota; Metazoa; Chordata; Leptocardii; Amphioxiformes; Branchiostomatidae. Gene Ontology annotation, cellular component: extracellular matrix. Gene Ontology annotation, molecular function: protein binding. Bases 302 to 3052 code for a protein of 916 amino acids. The transcript is spliced from 15 exons.
UGUUCGAUUUCGCGCGAAGAGGUUCGGUGUUCUUCUGACUCUUUUUUUCGAACAUCGUUGGAGAACGAACAUGGCCGCGCCCUUGUCGACAAAGAGACGUGAAAACGCGAUUUAGUAGGGAUAUAUUCAUCCAUCAUCGGUCCUACACAUUAAACCUCAUUUCUAGAACGGUCUGAUGAUGCUAGGUUUUAUUACGUAACUAUCGUCUGCACGUGACUUUUCGUUGUCCUGGCAACGACGGACAAUGACACUGUAUGGUGCGAGAGACUAGAAGCGCGGAGGUUUUCAACAGGGACGAACGAUGGGCCUGAAGACCUUGUACUGCGCGACUGUGUUUCUGUGUGUCCUCGGCUCUUUGUUGCCCGUGUACUCAACAGAGAGGCAUUCAGGCAGGCAGUCUGAACCAAACCCUCCGCUAGCUUCAUCACAAAAGGACGAGUCUCAACUCCUGAAGGGAAAACAAGUUCGGUCCCUGUCAGAAAACUGCCCCUUUGAGUGCGACUGCAACCCAGGUACGCUGCAGUGUAGUGAAAGCGUCACCAGGGGGAGCCUCACAGAAGUGCCGGACAGACUCGGAAGCUACCCUGAAGCACGGCAGGCUAAAACAUUAAAUUUCGAGGGAGGCUUGAUCACCAAGAUUUCUGAUGGGGACUUUCUCGGGCUCAGCCAAGCGGAAACGCUAAACCUGAGACAUAACCGACUGAAGGUCGUCACUCCUGCUGCCUUCCAAGGACUGAAUUCUCUGCGUCAGCUCUUUCUUGACUAUAACAAGAUCGAAGAACUUUCCGCCGGGGUGUUAGAUCCACUGGCCAACCUGAAAGUUCUGGAUCUGUCUCACAACGAGCUGACCUUAGAUGACCCUGAGGACACGCCCUUUCUGACAUCACAUGGUCUUCAACACAUCCAGACACUAAACCUGAGUAACAACGCUAUCCAGAAGAUUUGGGAGUACACACUGGUAGGACUGGAACAUCUAACCACGCUUAUUCUUGACGACAACCCGCUCCAAGGCGUUCAGCCGGAUGUCUUUGCCCAGUUACCGCGUCUGGAGGAACUGUCCCUGGUAGAUGUGGACCUACCACCAGAGGUCAUUCUCAGAGAGCUUCGCAAUCUCCCCAACCUCAAGCGCAUUCACCUUGGGAACGGCCGUGAUCCGUGCAACUGCGCAUGGGUGAGGGUGAAAGCGAGGCUGAGGAGACAGGGCGUGGUUCUUGUUGAGCCGGACGGGGCACCAGAGUGUCGGGACGGGGGUUUGAGCGUGUGCGUCACAGCAGAAUCUUCGGAUGCCAGAAUCUUCAGAAAGGACAAUGCCCCACGCAACGACAAAGCACCACCGGUAGUCAAGCUGUCGUGGAAGUCAGUCAGCUAUGGAGCGCCAUCUAAAAAACACAGCAGUCCCUCGAUUCCACGACUAGAAAAGGCUGCCAAACGCUAUGGACCCACAAAGACAACACCGUCUCAACUCAUGCACAUUGUUAAGGACAGGCUCCUACGCACAGAAAGCAAGGAAAGUGUGAGUUCUGAAACUGACACCUUACCCUGGUGGAACGCCAACAAGAUGAAGGCUCCUGCACAGAACGAGUUAAACUCCAACAUGGCGUCGGAAAAAUCUCCCCCCAUUUUCCCCUGGUGGCAUCCACAGUACGUUCGCACAUCGAUGCUUCAUCAAGUAUUCAAGAUGAUGAAAUUGCCGGUCUUUGAGAACGACAUAGAAAAAGAAAAGCCUUCUACUACAGUACUUUGGUGGCACCCGGACUAUGUUAGGUUAGACUCAAAGAAAUCAGCACAUGCACAGGAGUUUCCGUUUGGCUCUCAAAAACACCCAACAUUUACUGGUUUCAACAAGUCCCCAGCCAGUCAAAAGUAUGGUAUGUUGGACAGAAUCGGACAUCGCAAUGGAGACAACAGGGCGAAGUCAAGGAGGGAAGGUUACGCAAACGUGCUGAAGUCACUUUAUGGAAGCCCAAACAGAAAUAGAAACUACCUUCAGCCGGAACUGGACGAGCUGGGCAGAAGUAGACUCCAAGCCAGUAGCCGCAGUCGCCCAGCCAUCCAUCGACCGCCUUACAAAUACGAGUACCACAAACCACGUGGAAUGUAUGGGUACUCACCUAGACUGUCUUCACACCCUACCAGAUACGGCCUCAACUAUCCCAACAAAUAUCAGUAUGGCAAAGAUCAUGGGGCACAGCAUAGGCACGUCCAGUACAACUCACAUCAAAAAGACGUCAGCCAAGACAGGAACAUCAAACACAUCUUGACGGGAAUCAAGGAAAUGCGUUCUUUUGUUGGAGGAAGGAACAUGCACAAUGCUGUGGAAAGUGGCAGAAAGACUGGCCGAUAUGAACAGACAAGCGAGAAUUAUCAUGGACAUCAUGGAAGUCGCGGAGGGAACGAAUGGCUGUACGACAUCUGGAAAAAGACAACAUCAGAAAGACAUGAGAGCGAAAGAGGAUCCCAUCAUGGACGUCAACACGGAAUACAGGCAACUAACGGUAUAGCAAUGGCUAAACAAGAAGCAAGGCUGCCAUUCGUCCAUAGAAUGGAAGAAGAAACGAUGGAAGACGACUUUGAAAGGCUGAGGGAGAAAGUAAGGAAGCUGAAGACGAAGGUCCACCACAUGGAGGAACUUGAAGAAGAGAGGAAGAGGGAACACCACGGGAAGAAACCAAAGAACAAGGGCCGAGAAGCGCCGCCUGACAGCCGAGAGAGGAAGUACAUGGUGCCUAUCCUGUUACCCCUCUCCUGCAUUGUUGUGGUGCUCGUCAUUGCUUUUGUCGUCAAGACUCUAAACUCCCGCCGCCAAGGUGCUCCAGUGAAACAGACUGACGAUCAUGGCUGGCUGUCCAAAUUCACCAAGAUUGGCAAGAAGGCCAAGAAGAAAGUCAAGAAGCCUAUCUGGGCCAUGGGUCGGGGUGCCAAACAGCUGAAGACCAACCGUAAGCAGGCCAUGAGUCUAUCGGGGGACCAGGAGGACUCAGAAGACGAAGAACUGUUUGACGUCAAGAAAGAAGAACCUUCCUUCAAGGCUUACAGAAAGAGUAGAAGUUGAGGAAGGAGACGACGGCUCCAUGGAUGCCUGCCUUUCUAACCCAACUCCAUAUAUGUCAACACUUCUUCAUGCACAAGAUUUCAACGUCACACAAAGACACCCAUAACCUAGCCAACGAUGAGUGUACAGCUCUGCGAUAUAUAACCUCCUAAAAUACCUCACAUGGCUACCUACAAGUACAUGAGCUACCUGUCACUACAGGAUGAAGAAGACUUCGUCACACACUAAAGGACAUGAUCACUGUUGAAUUGGGAGGAAACACUCAACCAACUGAGCGAAGAAACCAGUCACUUUGCUGAUAUUGUAGCUAGCUAUAGCUUCCUUUCCGCGUCAAUAAAUAACCCGUAUUUGCAACACUGCCACAUGUGAAUGUAGACGUGCCAAAUGAUAUACUGUUUCCACUGAAAUGCCAGUGCCACUCGUAACCCUCUUUUACUUUGAUUGUAGUCAAGAAAGGACAAUAAAAAUGG